This is a messenger RNA of Linepithema humile (Argentine ant), 1620 nucleotides long. RefSeq lists its product as uncharacterized. Gene Ontology annotation, biological process: proteasome-mediated ubiquitin-dependent protein catabolic process; protein polyubiquitination; protein monoubiquitination. Lineage: Eukaryota; Metazoa; Arthropoda; Insecta; Hymenoptera; Formicidae. Gene Ontology annotation, cellular component: cytosol; ubiquitin ligase complex; nucleus. The record is from RefSeq and is a predicted model, not a curated record. Gene Ontology annotation, molecular function: ubiquitin conjugating enzyme binding; cyclin binding; ubiquitin protein ligase activity.
UUGAACUAGUGCAGCCAGUUCAGCUAUAAAGAACAAACCUAUAGUACGUCCGGAGUUAUACAAAGUUCAGUGAAUGUUAUAUGUUUAAUAACAUUUUAUUCAUUCCUGAAAAAUCUUGUUCUUUUUGGAUGUUGGAUGUCACAUACAUUGAAUGAUUAUUGCAAUGUGGUCUUGCGCAACUUUUCACAACCUUUAAUUUACACAAUUGACAAUCCCGCGCUGGCACGUGUGCAGCAAUGUAUGCGUGUAUAAUUAGUAAAAUUACAGAAAAGAUGCGUCAUAUUGCUACAUAAUGACACGGUUAUAUUGUUGAGUAAUAUGAAACAAUGGAAUUCAUAACAUUAGAAUUAAGGCCACGGUUGCAAUCCUGCAACAUAUUUAUCGCUAUGCGAAAAGAUCUCUGUUUAAAAAAUGUACAAAUCAAGCUUCUGGAAAGUAGCAUAGUAUUAAUUCUCAAAGACUGCAGCAUAAAUUUUUUAUUGCCAUCUAUAAAAAUUAUUCCUAUUUCUCUAUCUACGUUGAACAUAAUGAACAAUUGGAUUUGUUUCCGUUUACAAACAGCACCAGUGGAAUCUGUAUUUGGAUCUUUCAGUACAGAAGUUGUUAAUUCGGAUAUGUCAGUUCAAUUGCUCUCCAGCUCUUCGUCGCCAAUUUUAAACAAUAUCAAAUUAUUAUUUAAAACAUCAAAAUGCACUAUGUUAUGUGCAUGUUGUAAAAAUACUAUUUCAAACUCUGUUAGUUUUAAAAGAUUUCUACCUUUACCUGAUAUAGAAUAUGAUCAAAAUGAGUGGUUUUGCUGUAAACAUAAUUCUGAUAUUUCACAUGAUGUACAGCCACAGAAAUGGGAUUACUUGUAUGGUUCCUGCUUUUCUGUAUUGGACAAAAAUAUUUUUGAUAAUAAUGUACAUAUAGAUAGCAAAGCAAUGACUUGUACCAAGUGUUUGCUACACAUAGGAACAUUUCACACGCGUGAUUUAUUCAAGAUAUGGAACUGUUGUGUGGAUUACAAGCCACAAAGCGAUGUUUUGAGUACUGUAAAUGCUACUAAUCCACUUUCUGACUUUCUCCUGCUCUUAAAAGGCUUGCUCGGUGAAAUUUUAGGAGAAGAAAUCAUUUUGCAGACCUCAGUAAACAAACAAAUUCAUUGUCUUUUGAUAAAGCCAAUGGAUUACAAAUUAAAUUUAAUUACAGAACCUAAUCACAAACUGAACAGUGAUACUUGCACUAUUGUCUUAAAACAAAUGUACGUUGCCAAAAUUUUGUAUAAAUAUGAGACAAGUAAAAUUGCUAGUAAUAAGUUGAACGCUACAUACCAUGAAGUGGGUUUGCCUAUAAUAGAAGCUGGAUUAAAGUAUUUGCUGUCAUCGACAAAACGAUUGCCACACGCCUAUAGAGCUGCUGAAGACUGUUUUUUCGGUUAUAUUGUUUUACAAGAAACUGAUUAAAUAUUACAGUUUAGAGUUACACAAUGUAAAUUUUUGUUGCAUAUAUUUUGUACACUUUGUAUUUUAUAUCUUGUUAUGUACAAUAAAGAACAAUUGUACUAUUACACACACACUAUAUAUAAUAUAAUAUAUAUAUUCUGUAUGUAACAAGUUUAAUAUAUACAAUGAUCCAUUA